CCUGGGCGGCCGCCGUGGCGGGGCGGGGGCUGUAAGAUGGCGGCGGCCGGGCGGCGGUGAGGCGUGAGGCGCCAUGUCGGGCCGGCAGGGCAACAAGCUGCCCAGCAACCUGCCGCAGCUGCAGAACCUCAUCAAGCGCGACCCGACCUCCUACACCGAGGAGUUCCUGCAGCAGUACCACCACUACCAGUCCCAUGUGGAGAUCUUCACCUUCCAGCCCGACAAGCCCAGCAAGGAGCUGGCGGAGCUCGUCAUGUUCCUGGCGCAGGUUGCCCACUGCUACCCGGACCAAAUGGCCAACUUCCCGCAGCAGCUCAAAGACCUGCUCUCGUACCACCACACGGUGCUGGACGCGGACCUUCGAAUGACCUUCUGUAAGGCUCUGAUGUUGUUAAGGAACAAGAAUCUGAUAAACCCCACAAGUUUGCUGGAGCUCUUCUUUCAGCUGCUGCGAUGUCACGAUAAACUUCUCCGAAAAACUCUAUAUACUCACAUUGUGACAGACAUCAAGAAUGUAAAUGCUAAGCACAAAAACAAUAAAGUAAACACAAUGCUGCAGAACUUCAUGUAUACCAUGUUGAGGGACAGUAAUCCCACUGCUGCCAAGAUCUCUCUGGAUGUGAUGAUUGAACUUUACAGAAGGAAUAUUUGGAACGAUGCGAAAACGGUCAAUGUCAUCACAACUGCUUGCUUUUCCAAAGUGACGAAGGUAUUAGUUGCUGGUUUGAAGUUCUUCCUUGGGAAGGAUGAAACUGAGAAUCAAGAUAGUGACUCAGAUUCUGAGGACGAUACCCCCACGGCCAGAGAUCUGAUGGUGCGGUAUGCAACUAACAAGAAAACGACCAAGCGCAAGAAGAAACUGGAAAAAGCGAUGAAGGUUCUCAGGAAACACAAGAAGAAGAGCAAGCCAGAGGUGUUCAACUUUUCUGCUAUUCACUUGAUUCAUGAUCCCCAGGACUUUGCAGAGAAACUGCUGAAGCAGCUGGAGAACUGUAAGGAACGAUUUGAAGUGAAGAUGAUGCUCAUGGACCUAAUAUCUAGGCUAGUUGGAAUCCACGAGCUUUUUCUUUUUAAUUUCUACCCCUUCAUUCAGAGAUUUCUACAGCCCCAUCAGAGAGAAGUGACAAAGAUUCUUCUGUUUGCGGCGCAAGCUUCGCAUCAGCUAGUACCACCUGAGAUUAUCCAGUCAGUAUUGAUGACCAUCGCCAACAACUUCGUCACUGACAAGAAUUCUGGGGAAGUCAUGACUGUAGGAAUCAAUGCAAUAAAAGAAAUCACAGCGAGAUGUCCAUUAGCCAUGACUGAAGAUCUGCUCCAUGACCUUGUUCACUACAAGACUCAUAAAAAUAAAAAUGUGAUGAUGUCUGCAAGAACUCUGAUACACCUCUUCCGUUCGCUGAACCCAGAGAUGCUACAGAAGAAAUACAGAGGUAAACCUACUGAAGCCUCAGUGGAAGCCAAGAUUCAUGAAUAUGGAGAACUGGAUGCCAAAGACUAUAUUCCAGGAGCAGAAGUACUGGAGGUUGUGAAUGAAGAGGAAAAAGGAAAAAACCUAGAGGAAGAUGGAUGGGAAAGUGCUAGUAUGAGUGAGGGAGAAGAUGAUGAAGAUGGAGAAUGGAUUGAUGUCCACCACUCUUCAGAUGAGGAGCAGCAAGAAGUGGCAGAGAAGAUGAAAAGCAUGCCUAUAGAGGAACGGAAGGCUAAAGCUGCAGCAGUCAGUACAAGCAGGCUGCUAACGCAAGAAGAAUUCCACAAAAUACGUGUUGCUCAGCUCUCCAAAGAGCUCAAUUCUGCACCGGGCAAAGCUGCAAAGAGGAAAAAUAUUGAAAUAGAUGAUGAAGAGGAGAGCAGGGGCGAGUUGCUUUCACUCAGAGAUAUCGAACAUCUACAUAAGAAGCCAAAGUCAGACAAGGAGACAAGAUUGGCAACUGCAAUGGCCGGAAAAACGGAUAGAAAAGAAUUUGUGAAAAAGAAAACAAGAAUGAACCCAUUUGCCAGUUCUACCAAUAAAGAGAAGAAAAAGCAGAAGAACUUCAUGAUGAUGAGAUACAGCCAUAAUGUCCGGACCAAAAAUAAGCGUUCUUUCAGGGAAAAACAGCUGGCUCUUAGAGAUGCGCUUCUGAAAAAGAAAAAACAUCUGCUGAAAUAAAAUGGUAAAGGAGAAGAACAGUUAAUCAUCCUUGAAGAAACAAGAAGCCUAGAAAUGCUUAUUUUCCCUUCUCUUAAGGGAAGAAAAAAGUACUGAAUUGCCUUAUGGAUUCAUCUCUGCUCUGUUCAGAAUUAUAAAUUGAAGGCUGCUGCGAAGUUAGAUAGUGCAUCAAUAGGAAAGACCAAAGAGGCCUUAAUCCUUGCAGACUUUUGGUUUUUAAAGCAUUCUAGGAAAUAAGGCAGUUGUCUUUUAUUGAAUAUAAUUUAUUUACAGCUGUUUUUGUAUGUGUAAGUAUUAAUUAAAACAUACAACCUCACUGUAAAAAAAA
Anas platyrhynchos (mallard) is the source of this 2477-nucleotide messenger RNA. It is a transcript of the gene SDAD1, whose product is annotated as SDA1 domain containing 1. Gene Ontology annotation, biological process: ribosomal large subunit biogenesis; ribosomal large subunit export from nucleus. Lineage: Eukaryota; Metazoa; Chordata; Aves; Anseriformes; Anatidae. Gene Ontology annotation, cellular component: nucleolus. The record is from RefSeq and is a predicted model, not a curated record.